Hirsutella rhossiliensis is the source of this 471-nucleotide messenger RNA. RefSeq names its product ribosomal protein l11, RNA binding domain-containing protein. Gene Ontology annotation, cellular component: mitochondrial large ribosomal subunit; ribosome. NCBI's taxonomy places the organism in Eukaryota, Fungi, Ascomycota, Sordariomycetes, Hypocreales, Ophiocordycipitaceae. The coding region runs from base 1 to 471 and encodes 156 amino acids. Gene Ontology annotation, biological process: translation. Gene Ontology annotation, molecular function: large ribosomal subunit rRNA binding; structural constituent of ribosome. The transcript has 2 exons. The record is from RefSeq and is a predicted model, not a curated record.
AUGUCCAAGGCCAAGGGCGCCGGCACCGCCAACCAAAUCGUCAAGCUCAUUGUGGGAGCCGGGCAAGCGAGCCCAAGCCCGCCAGUCGGCCCUGCGCUGGGGAGCAAGGGCGUCAAGUCCAUGGACUUUUGCAAGGAGUUCAAUGCCCGGACCGCGCAGUUCACGCCGGGGACGCCGAUGCCGUGCCGGGUGGUUGUUCGCCCUGACCGGUCGUUCCACUUCGACAUCCGGACGCCGCAGACGUCGUGGCUACUGCUCAACGCCGUCGACGCUCCCAUGAGCAAGAAGGGACGCAGAAAAGGGGCGAUGAAUCCCGGCAAGGAGACGGUCGGCACGCUCAGCCUCAAGCACAUCUACGAGAUUGCCAAGAUCAAGCAUUCGGAGCUGCGGCUCUCGGGCCUGUCCCUCGAGGGCCUCUGCAGGUCCAUUAUAUAUCAGUGCAAGUCGAUUGGCGUCGACGUUGUUGCCUGA